Stomoxys calcitrans (stable fly) is the source of this 5685-nucleotide messenger RNA. Its product is annotated as collagen alpha-1(I) chain-like. The transcript is spliced from 2 exons. Lineage: Eukaryota; Metazoa; Arthropoda; Insecta; Diptera; Muscidae. Bases 1 to 5685 code for a protein of 1894 amino acids. The record is from RefSeq and is a predicted model, not a curated record.
AUGAGGAAGCCUCUGAAGAGGAGCCCGCUGGAAGUCGCUGGGGAAGAAACUCCUGCAGAAGAAACAGGUGAAGAAGGUGCUGCGGAAGACACUUCUUCAGAAGAGACUGCGGGUGAGGAAGCAGCUGGCGAAGAAAUUCCUGCUGGUGAAGAAACUCCUGCAGAAGAAGCAGGUGAAGAAGGUGCUUCGGAAGAAACUCCUCCAGAGGAGACUGCGGGUGAGGAAGCAGCUGGCGAAGAAAUUCCUGCUGGUGAGCCCGCUGGUGAAGAAACUCCUGCAGAAGAAGCAGGUGAAGAAGGUGCUUUGGAAGAAACUCCUCCAGAAGAGACUGCGGGUGAGGAAGCAGCUGGCGAAGAAAUUCCUGCUGGUGAGCCCGCUGGUGAAGAAACUCCUGCAGAAGAACCAGGUGAAGAAGGUGCUUCGGAAGAAACUCCUCCAGAGGAAACUGCGGGUGAGGAAGCAGCUGGCGAAGAAAUUCCUGCUGGUGAGCCCGCUAGUGAAGAACCUCCUGCAGAAGAGACUGGUGAAGAAGUCUCUGGUGAGGAGCCCGCUUGUGAAGGACCUCCUUCAGAAGAGACUGGUGAAGAAGCCUCUGGAGAGGAAGUAGCUGGGGAGGAAACUCCUGCAGAAGAAGCAGGUGAAGAAGGUGCUUCGGAAGAAACUCCUCCAGAAGAGACUGCGGGAGAGGAAGCAGCUGGCGAAGAAAUUCCUGCUGGUGAGCCCGCUGGUGAAGAAACUCCUGCAGAAGAAGCAGGUGAAGAAGGUGCUUCGGAAGAAACUCCUCCAGAAGAGACUGCGGGGGAGGUAGCAGCUGGCGAAGAAAUCCCUGCUGGUGAAGAAACUCCUGCAGAAGAAGCAGGUGAAGAAGGUGGUUCGGAAGAAACUCCUCCAGAAGAGACUGCGGGUGAGGAAGCAGCUGGCGAAGAAAUUCCGGCUGGUGAGCCCGCUGGUGAAGAAACUCCUGCAGAAGAAACAGGUGAAGAAGGUGCUUCGGAAGAAACUCCUCCAGAGGAGACUGCGGGUGAGGAAGCAGCUGGCGAAGAAAUUCCUGCUGGUGAGCCCGCUGGUGAAGAAACUCCUGCAGAAGAAGCAGGUGAAGAAGGUGCUUCGGAAGAAACUCCUCCAGAGGAGACUGCGGGUGAGGAAGCAGAUGGCGAAGAAAUUCCUGCUGGUGAGCCCGCUGGUGAAGAAACUCCUGCAGAAGAAACAGGUGAAGAAGGUGCUUCGGAAGAAACUCCUCCAGAAGAGACUGCGGGUGAGGAAGCAGCUGGCGAAGAAAUUCCUGCUGGUGAGCCCGCUGGUGAAGAAACUCCUGCAGAAGAAGCAGGUGAAGAAGGUGCUUCGGAAGAAACUCCUCCAGAGGAAACUGCGGGUGAGGAAGCAGCUGGCGAAGAAAUUCCUGCUGGUGAGCCCGCUAGUGAAGAACCUCCUGCAGGAGAGACUGGUGAAGAUGUCUCUGGUGAGGAGCCCGCUUGUGAAGGACCUCCUUCAGAAGAGACUGGUGAAGAAGCCUCUGGAGAGGAAGUAGCUGGGGAGGAAACUUCUGCAGAAGAAACAGGUGAAGAAGGUGCUUCGGAAGAAACUCCUCCAGAAGAGACUGCGGGUGAGGAAGCAGCUGGCGAAGAAAUUCCUGCUGGUGAGCCCGCUGGUGAAGAAACUCCUGCAGAAGAAGCAGGUGAAGAAGGUGCUUCGGAAGAAACUCCUCCAGAAGAGACUGCGGGUGAGGAAGCAGCAGGCGAAGAAAUUCCUGCUGGUGAGCCCGCUGGUGAAGAAACUCCUGCAGAAGAAACAGGUGAAGAAGGUGCUUCGGAAGAAACUCCUCCAGAAGAGACUGCGGGUGAGGAAGCAGCUGGCGAAGAAAUUCCUGCUGGUGAGCCCGCUGGUGAAGAAACUCCUGCAGAAGAAGCAGGUGAAGAAGGUGCUUCGGAAGAAACUCCUCCAGAAGAGACUGCGGGUGAGGAAGCAGCAGGCGAAGAAAUUCCUGCUGGUGAGCCCGCUGGUGAAGAAACUCCUGCAGAAGAAGCAGGUGAAGAAGGUGCUUCGGAAGAAACUCCUCCAGAAGAGACUGCGGGGGAGGUAGCAGCUGGCGAAGAAAUCCCUGCUGGUGAAGAAACUCCUGCAGAAGAAGCAGGUGAAGAAGGUGGUUCGGAAGAAACUCCUCCAGAAGAUACUGCGGGUGAGGAAGCAGCUGGCGAAGAAAUUCCGGCUGGUGAGCCCGCUGGUGAAGAAACUCCUGCAGAAGAAACAGGUGAAGAAGGUGCUUCGGAAGAAACUCCUCCAGAGGAGACUGCGGGUGAGGAAGCAGCUGGCGAAGAAAUUCCUGCUGGUGAGCCCGCUGGUGAAGAAACUCCUGCAGAAGAAGCAGGUGAAGAAGGUGCUUCGGAAGAAACUCCUCCAGAGGAGACUGCGGGUGAGGAAGCAGAUGGCGAAGAAAUUCCUGCUGGUGAGCCCGCUGGUGAAGAAACUCCUGCAGAAGAAACAGGUGAAGAAGGUGCUUUGGAAGAAACUCCUCCAGAAGAGACUGCGGGUGAGGAAGCAGCUGGCGAAGAAAUUCCUGCUGGUGAGCCCGCUGGUGAAGAAACUCCUGCAGAAGAACCAGGUGAAGAAGGUGCUUCGGAAGAAACUCCUCCAGAGGAAACUGCGGGUGAGGAAGCAGCUGGCGAAGAAAUUCCUGCUGGUGAGCCCGCUAGUGAAGAAACUCCUGCAGAAGAGACUGGUGAAGAUGUCUCUGGUGAGGAGCCCGCUUGUGAAGGACCUCCUUCAGAAGAGACUGGUGAAGAAGCCUCUGGAGAGGAAGUAGCUGGGGAGGAAACUCCUGCAGAAGAAACAGGUGAAGAAGGUGCUUCGGAAGAAACUCCUCCAGAAGAGACUGCGGGUGAGGAAGCAGCUGGCGAAGAAAUUCCUGCUGGUGAGCCCGCUGGUGAAGAAACUCCUGCAGAAGAAGCAGGUGAAGAAGGUGCUUCGGAAGAAACUCCUCCAGAAGAGACUGCGGGUGAGGAAGCAGCAGGCGAAGAAAUUCCUGCUGGUGAGCCCGCUGGUGAAGAAACUCCUGCAGAAGAAACAGGUGAAGAAGGUGCUUCGGAAGAAACUCCUCCAGAAGAGACUGCGGGUGAGGAAGCAGCUGGCGAAGAAAUUCCUGCUGGUGAGCCCGCUGGUGAAGAAACUCCUGCAGAAGAAGCAGGUGAAGAAGGUGCUUCGGAAGAAACUCCUCCAGAAGAGACUGCGGGUGAGGAAGCAGCUGGCGAAGAAAUUCCUGCUGGUGAGCCCGCUGGUGUAGAAACUCCUGCAGAAGAAUUAGGUGAAGAAGGUGCUUCGGAAGAAACUCCUCCAGAAGAGACUUCGGGUGAGGUAGCAGCUGGCGAAGAAAUCCCUGCUGGUGAAGAAACUCCUGCAGAAGAAGCAGGUGAAGAAGGUGGUUCGGAAGAAACUCCUCCAGAAGAGACUGCGGGUGAGGUAGCAGCUGGCGAAGAAAUUCCUGCUGGUGAGCCCGCUGGUGAAGAAACUCCUGCAGAAGAAGCAGGUGAAGAAGGUGCUUCGGAAGAAACUCCUCCAGAAGAGACUGCGGGUGAGGAAGCAGCAGGCGAAGAAAUUCCUGCUGGUGAGCCCGCUGGUGAAGAAACUCCUGCAGAAGAAACAGGUGAAGAAGGUGCUUCGGAAGAAACUCCUCCAGAGGAGACUGCGGAUGAGGAAGCAGCUGGCGAAGAAAUUCCUGCUGGUGAGCCCGCUGGUGAAGAAACUCCUGCAGAAGAAGCAGGUGAAGAAGGUGCUUCGGAAGAAACUCCUCCAGAGGAGACUGCGGGUGAGGAAGCAGCUGGCGAAGAAAUUCCUGCUGGUGAAGAAACUCCUGCAGAAGAAGCAGGUGGAGAAGGUGCUUUGGAAGAAACUCCUCCAGAAGAGACUGCGGGUGAGGAAGCAGCUGGUGAAGAAAAUGCUGCUGAAGAAACUCCUCCAGAAGAGACUGGUGAAGAAGUCUCUGGUGAGGAGCCCACUGGUGAAGAACCUCCUGCAGAAGAGACUGGUGAAGAAGCCACUGGAGAGGAAGUCGCCGCUGAAGAAACUCAUGGAGAAGAAACAGGUGAAGAAGGCGCGGUAGAAGAAACUCCUUCUGAGGAGACUGCUGGUGAGGAAUCAACUGGUGAAGAAACUCCUGCUGAAGAGACUGGAGGUGAGGAAAUAGCCGGCGAAGAAAUUCCUGCUGGUGAGGAGCCUGCUGGUGAAGAAACUCCUGCAGAAGAAACUGGUGAAGAAGGAGCUAGCGAAGAAACUCCGGCUGAAGAAGCUGGAGAAGAAACUUCUACAGGUGAAGAGGGAAGCGGUGAGGAUGAAACUGAAGAAGGGGAAGCCGUUGGAGAAGAAAUGGGCGAAGAAGGAGAAACCGGUGAAGACGAAACCGUUGAAGAGGGAACUGGUGAAGAGGAAACAGGCGAGGAAGGAACAGGUGAAGAAGAGACAGGCGAGGAAGGAGCAGGUGAAGAAGAAACAGGCGAGGAAGGAGCAGGUGAAGAGGAAACAGGCGAGGAAGGAGCAGGUGAAGAAGAGACAGGCGAGGAAGGAGCAGGUGAAGAAGAUACCGGCGAGGAAGGAGCAGGUGAAGAAGAGACAGGCGAGGAAGGAGCAGGUGAAGAAGAGACAGGCGAGGAAGGAGCAGGUGAAGAAGAUACCGGCGAGGAAGGAGCAGGUGAAGAAGAGACAGGCGAGGAAGAAGUAGGUGAAGAUGAAACCGGUGAAGAAGCAGCAGGUGAAGAAGAGACAGGCGAGGAAGGAUCAGGUGAAGAAGAGACAGGCGAGGAAGGAGCAGGGGAAGAAGAGACCGGCGAGGAAGGAACAGGUGAAGAAGAGAUCGGCGAAGAAGGUACAGGUGAUGAAGAGACCGGAGAGGAGGGAACAGGUGAAGAGGAAGGUGGCGAAGAAGAAAUUGGUAGUGAUUCUGAUUCAACAACUAAACCAAAACCAACAACUAAACCUAAAACAACAGCUAAACCUAAAACAACAACUAAACCUAAAACAACAACUAAACCUAAAACAACAACUAAACCUAAAACAACAACUAAACCUAAAACAACAUCCAAACCUAAAACAACAACCAAACCUAACACAACAACUAAACCUAAAACAACUACAAAACCUACAGUCAAACCUGCAGCAACAACAUUCAAGACUACCGCCAAACCGGCAGCAACAACAGCCAAACCGGUAGCAACAACAGCAAAACCUGCAGCAACAACAGUAAAACCUACUACAACCAACCCUGUUAAGCCACCCACAAUUACCAUAAUUAUUAAAAACCCGCCCAAAGCUACUACAGCCAAACCGAAAACAACGAGAAAACCUAAAAAAACGGUAAACUCUAAAACAACGGCCAAACCAAAAACUACGGCGAAACCCAAAACAUCAACGAAACCCAAAACUACGGCCAAACCUAAAAAGGCAACAAACACUAAAACAACAGUGAAACCAAAAGCAACAGCGAAACCCAAAACAACAGCAAAACCCAAAACCACAGCAAAACCCAAAACAACGGCCAAACCUAAGACUACGGCGAAACCAAAGAAACCCGCCAAGCCCAAGACAACUGCAAAACACAAAACAACUGCAAAGCCCAAAGCAGCCAAACCAACUCAACCCCCACAACAGGAUCAUAUCCUGCAACAGAUCAUCAACGCUGUCCAACAAAUCAUUUAUUAG